GGACACCACAGGCAGCUGUCCCGCCGGCUACUUCACUGCCGUACUGUACGUGCUCGUGCUGUCAACGCUUUUCCACGUGCAGGUGGCGCUCGAGAACCCGUUUGACGGCAUCGGCAUGGACGACGUCUUCUUCAACAUGGACCGCGAGUUCGCGGUGACGGUGCGGCGGUACGACAGGAGCAGGGCCAGGGCGGCCAGGGAGCUGCAGGAGAGGGAGAGGGAGGAGCAGGAGAGGAACGAGGAACAGCAGCCAGGAGGCGAGGAGGAGCGAGGGCAGGUGGGAAAGGUGGAGACAGCGGCAGUAGCGGCGCCAGGCGGCCGCAGGAAGUCUCAGAUGGCCCAGCAACAGCAGCAGCGGUGGUGCGGCGCUAGCAGCAGCAGCAGCAGCUAUAGCAGCAGAAGCAGCAAGCGUCGAGGCUCCAAGGUAGCGCCCUGCACUGCCACUUCUAGUGCUGCUGUCAAUGCUAGUGGCAGUAGUGCUGCUGCUGCUGCUGCUGCUGCUACUGCGAAUGCUUGCCUUGAGAAGGACAGCGGCAGCAGUACCAACAGCGACGAUGCCCCGAGUGGCAACAACAGUGCGGGCUGCAGUGUUAGUAGACUUCCUGGAGAAGAUCACAAAGGGGGAGGCAAGUCCUUCUCCAUAUUUGUGGACGCCGGAGGAGGGGAGAUUAGAUGUGGCAGCAGUGGAGGAGAAGAACCGGCAACCGCCAGCGGCGGCAGCGGGAG
This is a messenger RNA of Astrephomene gubernaculifera, 726 nucleotides long. The record is from the annotation of a GenBank genome assembly. Lineage: Eukaryota; Viridiplantae; Chlorophyta; Chlorophyceae; Chlamydomonadales; Astrephomenaceae.